Haliotis rubra (blacklip abalone) is the source of this 1048-nucleotide messenger RNA. Its product is annotated as gastric triacylglycerol lipase-like. The record is from RefSeq and is a predicted model, not a curated record. Lineage: Eukaryota; Metazoa; Mollusca; Gastropoda; Lepetellida; Haliotidae. Gene Ontology annotation, biological process: lipid metabolic process. The transcript is spliced from 7 exons. Bases 80 to 859 code for a protein of 259 amino acids.
CUGUUUUAUAACCGACAUUCUAAACAUGUUAGUAGAUUGGUGUAAGAAGUGACAGCAUUCCACUUCUGUAACAGCAGCCAUGAGCAUUGUUCUUAUUGUAGGUGUGUAUCUGGUAGCCGUGUUGGUUGGGGCAGAGUCGGUCUACACCCUGGCGCCCGACCCCGAGAUCUACAUGAACACUACGGAGCUGAUCACCAGCAAGGGCUUCCCGUGUGAGAACCAUUACGUCACGACAGAGGACGGCUUCAUCCUCAACAUGCAGCGGAUCCCCCACGGCAGGGGGAACGACACCCCGGGGACAGCCAAGCCAGCUGUAUUCCUGCAGCAUGGCCUCCUCGGAAGCUCGAAUAAUUUCGUUCUCAACCCAGCCAACGAGAGCCUCGCUUUCAUCCUGGCCGACGCAGGCGAUGACGUGUGGCUUGGCAACAUACGCGGAAACACUUACUCACGUGCUCACAAGACGCUGAAACCAUCGGACAACAAGUUCUGGGAAUGGAGCUUCGACGAGAUGGCGAAGUACGACCUGCCCGCCAUGAUUGACUACAUCGUACGGACGACCGGGCAGCCCCAGAUCCACUAUGUCGGUCACUCUCAGGGGACACUUAUCGGCUUCGCGGGCUUCAGUCAGAACAAGACUCUGGGUCGGCUGGUCAAAACCUUCAUCGCUCUGGCCCCAGUAGCGACAGUGGGACACAUCAAGAGCCCGCUCAGAUUAUUCGCACCAUUGUCUAAAGAAUUUAAGCUGUUUGAUCUUUUCGCCAUGGCCACGGCGAUUCGGCCACGGCGAGUUCAGCAGCAGCAGCAACCUGACGAAGUGGUUAGCGAAGGAUGUCUGCAAGGGUCUGCCCGUCCUCUGUGAGGACUUCUUCUUCGUCAUCAGCGGCUUCGACUUCGCAGAAGUAAACAAGAGUCGCGUGCCAGUGUACGUGGCCCACACACCCUCCGGCACCUCUGUGCAGAACAUUAUGCACUUUGCACAGGAGGUCAACACCGACCAGUUUGUGAAGUACGACUACGGCUCGGCAGCUGCUAACAUGGCCCAUUAUGG